UUCGUUUCCAAGGCAUCGGCUUCAACACAGCUCCAGCCGGGUAGCUGGAGUCGGGACGCUGGAAAGCGACUGGGAGAAGAGGGUACCCGCUGACGGCGGUCGCCGCCACAGCGAGUCGCGGGGAGUAGCAGCCGAAGACGGCGGCCGCCGCACCAGCCAUCGCGUGUGGAGGAUAAAAGGCCACCACGGCGACCAGUCCAGGGAAAGGGUUAGUCGUAGAGAAGACAGUGAAAGAAUCCGUGAAGACAGCGACCACCGCUGCAGGGUCUCGACGGGAAGAGUAAGUGAAGAUGUCGGCUUCUCCCGCAAUGAUUCGAGAAGAGUCAGUGAAGACCUGGGUCACCGCCGCAGUGUCUCUCAGGAGAGAGUCAGGAGAGGUGGUAGCCACCGUCCCAGCAACUCUUGGGAGAGAGUAAGGGGAGACCGCAGCAGCGACGUGAGUUUAAGUGAAGUCGGAAGCCACCCCACUAGUGACUCUGGGGGAACAGUCAGAGAAGACCGCGAACUCUGCCUCAGUGGGACUUGGGAGGUGAUCAGGGAGGUCCGGGGCCCCCGAACCAGCGACUCCGGGGAGAGGGGCAGUGACGACCGGAGCCACUGCCUCAGCGGCUCCUGGGACGGCGGGAGUGUGGAUGGCGGUCGCAGCCUCAGCAGUUCCUGGGAAGGGGUAAGUGAAGACCGCGGCUACGUGGCCAGCGAAUCCUCUGCGCAAAGCGUCCGCGAAGACGCCAACCACCGCCUCUUCUGGGAGAGAGAAAGUGAAGACGAAGGUUCCCGCUGCCCGGGCACCUGGGAGGGAUCGACGCAGGACGGCGGCCCCGGGCCUACAGACGAAGAGGAAGACAGCCGCUGCUGCAGUGGUUCGUGGGUCACAGCAAGCGAAGACCGCCGCAGCAGCAGAGGCCUGGACUCAACUCCUCCCCGGAGUCCAGGGGAUCACACCAUGCCUGGGGUGUCCGAUUCAGGCCCCUCCACCUCCUCCACGGAGACUGCGACCCCAUUAGGUGCCAGGAAGAAGGUGCAUUUUGGUAGUAUACAUGAUGCAGUACGAGCUGGAGAUGUAAAGCAGCUUUCAGAAAUAGUAGAACGUGGUGCCAGCAUUAAUGAAGUUGAUGUUCUUCAUAAAUUUACCCCUUUACAUUGGGCUGCACAUUCUGGAAGUUUGGAGUGUCUUCAUUGGCUCCUCUGGCAUGGGGCUGAUAUCUCACAAGUAACCGGGAGGGGUUGGACAGCAGCUCACAUAGCCGCAAUCAGGGGACAGGAUGCUUGUAUGCAGGCUCUUAUAAUCAAUGGAGCAAAUCUGGCAGCUCAAGAUGAUCGUGGAUGCACUCCUUUACACCUUGCUGCAACACACGGACAUUCUUUCACUUUACAAAUAAUGCUCCGAAGUGGAGUGGAUCCCAGCUUGACUGAUAAGAGAGAAUGGAAACCUGUGCAUUAUGCAGCUUUUCACGGGCGACUUGGCUGUUUGCAACUUCUAGUUAAAUGGGGGUGUAGCAUCGAAGAUGUGGACUACAAUGGAAACCUUCCAGUUCACUUAGCAGCCAUGGAAGGCCACCUUCACUGUUUUAAAUUCCUCCUCAGUAGGAUGAGCAGUGCCUCCCAAGCUUUAAAAGCCUUCAAUGAUAAUGGAGAAAAUGUGCUAGACCUGGCCCAGAGGUUCUUUAAGCAGAACAUUUUACAGUUUAUCCAAGGGGCUGAGUACGAAGGAAAUGAUCCAAAAGAUCAGGAAACUUUAGCGUUUCCAGGUCAUGUGGCUGCUUUUAAGGGUGAUUUGGAAAUGCUUAAAAAAUUAAUACAAGAUGGAGUAAUCAAUAUUAAUGAACGUGAUAAUAAUGGAUCUACUCUUAUGCAUAAAGCUGCUGGACAAGGUCAUAUAGAGUGUUUGCAGUGGCUAAUUAAAAUGGGAGCAGACAGUAAUAUUACCAACAAAGCAGGGGAGAAACCCAGUGAUGUGGCUAAGAGGUUUGCCCAUUUAGCUGCAGUAAAACUAUUGGAAGGACUACAGAAAUAUGAGGUAGAUGAUAAUGAAAUUGAUGAAAAUGAUAUUAAGUUUUUUAUAAGACAUGGUGUUGAGGGAAGCACUGAUGCCAAGGAUGAUUUAGGACUCAGUGAGUCGGAUAAAACAGAUGCCAGAGUGAGAGCUUAUAAGAAAAUCAUAGAAUUGAGAAACCUCCUGGAAAUUGCUGAGAGCAACUAUAAACACUUGGGAGGAAUAACAGAAGAAGAUCUAAAGCAGAAGAAAGAACGGCUUGAGUCUGAAAAGACUAUCAAAGAACUGCAGGGCCAGCUGGAGUAUGAACGGCUACGUAGAGAAAAAUUAGAAUGUCAGCUGGAUGAGUAUCGAGCAGAGGUGGAUCAACUCAGGGAAAUGCUGGAAAAAAUUCAAGCCCCCAACUUUGCAGCUGUGGUGCCUUGUGAUGUUCCUCAAACUCCUGCAUUCAGAUCUGUCCUGCCCAGCUGGGUGCAGAGCAUUUUUUGACCAGAAGAAUUCAAAGGUGGUUGACAUCUAGUGAGUAUCGACUGUUUCUAGUGUUCUCUUGCUCCUUCCCAUAGCAUUUCUGUAAUGAAUCUUCUGUGCUGAGAAUACCAGAACAGAUGAGAAAUACUCAGAAACAGGUAGCAGGGCAAAGUGGAACAUGAGACAGGAGCAGUCGAGGGAUGUGUGAACAGAAGAGGAAGUGCAGGACCCAGGAAAUUUGAUUCCUAGCACAGUGGAGCUACAGAGGAUCCAGAGGAUGGCAUGCUAAUGCUGUGUUAUUUUCUUUGGUUAUAUGUUGUGAAACGUUGGUCUAACAUAGAAGCAGAAAUAGUAAGGUGUUCUGUGUGUUGGAUACAUGAGGUAGAGGUGGGAGUGGGUGAUCUCUCAGGGUGCCUCCCAGGCUGAUGCGUCAGCACAGUGUGAUGCCCAAGCACUUCAGACAUAAGCAUUGAUUCACACAAAAUCCUAAAAGAGUUAUAAGCCAAGAGUUGAAAAUAUCAGCAUGGUUAAUUUUUUCCUUUUGGAACAGACAAUGUAGGAAGAUGAAGAUGUGUCUAGCAUGGAAAUCUUAUUUGGCUCUUUUUUCCUCUGUAGGAAGAUGACUCUUCUUGUGAGUCAGGCAAAGAGAAGAGGCGAGUGAAGAAAAAGGUGUCGUCUGGAGGAGUUUUUGUGAAAAGGUACUAAUCAGUGAAAUAACUAAACUUGAUUUUAAAAAAUUUUUAAAUUGAUAUAAAUGUACAUCUGUAUAAAUUCUUCUCAGAAUUACUCUGACAUGCUGUUAUUCCAAUUCUGAAGGCAGAAAUAUGUCAUAUAAUGUCAAAGGGAUUAAAAUUACAGGGGCUGUUGUAUUACCCCUCCCAACAUACUUUUUAUGUAUUUAAGUAGUAGGCAAGUCAAGAUGCUGGAUUUGAGUAAUUAAUUUUCCAAGUAUUCACAUAAACUUUAAAAUAAUACAGUGUAAUAUUCAAAAGGUCUAUUUAUAGAUAAUAAAGAUUAAAAAUUCUAUUA
Phacochoerus africanus (Common warthog) is the source of this 3490-nucleotide messenger RNA. RefSeq names its product ankyrin repeat domain 42 (gene ANKRD42). Bases 944 to 2482 code for a protein of 512 amino acids. The record is from RefSeq and is a predicted model, not a curated record. Lineage: Eukaryota; Metazoa; Chordata; Mammalia; Artiodactyla; Suidae. The transcript is spliced from 12 exons. Gene Ontology annotation, molecular function: protein binding.